AUGUCCAAGGCCAAGGCCACUACCGCUGCCCCGAAGUUUGAAAUCCCCGACGUGGAUGUGAACCCGUUCAAGCUGGCCGCCGUGGGCAACCUACAGAUCCUCAAGACCCUGGUGAACCCCACGGGGAACAAGGAAGGCGAGUAUCAAGGCAAACCCAUUGAUGUGAAUGCAAAGGACGUCUAUGGGUGCACACCCAUGAUCUGGGCGGCUCGGAAUGGCUACUUUGAGCUGUUUGAGUUCCUCGUGGCGAAUGGUUCGGACAUUGACACUACAUCGUUUGGCGGCAUGACAGCGCUGCACCACGCCGUGAAUCACUGCCGACUCAACGUCGUCACAAAACUCAUCGAGUUGGGGGCGAGCAUCGACAUCAAGGACGACAGUGGCAACACUCCUCUGCACCUAGGUGCAGGUCGAGGCAUUCUGAAUCCGGUGCUGUCGCUGCUUGCGGCCGGCGCCAACAUCAACGAAACCAACGCCCAAGGCAUCACCCCUCUGCACAAAGCCGCAAGCGCGGGCCACUUUCCAUGCGUGGAAAAACUGUUGGAGAAUCGAGCCGACCCAAAUGCAGCCAAUGUGGAAGGGAACACGAGCUUGCAUUUAGCGGCCAAAGGUGGCUUUGACAAUAUUGUGCAUGUGCUGGUCGAUUCCAAGGCGAACAUUACGCUCAAGAACAAGGCGGGCAAGACAGCCAAGGACCUCGCGCUGACCCCCGAAAUAGCCAGACGCUUGUGAUGGAUAUCAUGUGUGCAUUCAUUCACUGAACGAGUUCGAAC
Molecule: messenger RNA, 773 nt
Organism: Aphanomyces astaci
Lineage: Eukaryota; Oomycota; Saprolegniomycetes; Saprolegniales; Verrucalvaceae
Exons: 1
Coding region: 1-732 (243 amino acids)
Molecular function (GO): protein binding
Source: RefSeq, a predicted model, not a curated record